CGGAUAUAGUGAAUGCAGGGUCCGGGGAGACCAGAUAUAGUGAAUGCAGGGUCCGGGGAGACCGAAUAUAGUGGAUGCAGGGUCCGGGGAGACCGGAUAUAGUGGAUGCUGGGGUCCGGGGAGACCGGAUAUAGUGAAUGCAGGGUCUGGGGAGACUGGAUAUAGUGAAUAUAGGGUCCGGGGAGACCGGAUAUAGUGGAUGCAGGGUCCGGGGAGACCAGAUAUAGUGAAUGCAGGGUCCGUGGAGACCAGAUAUAGUGGAUGCAGGGUCCGGGGAGACCAGAUAUAGUGAAUGCAGUGUCCGGGGAGACCAGAUAUAGUGAAUGCAGGGUCCAGGGAGA
Messenger RNA from Staurois parvus, 341 nucleotides. NCBI's taxonomy places the organism in Eukaryota, Metazoa, Chordata, Amphibia, Anura, Ranidae. The record is from the annotation of a GenBank genome assembly.